Adineta ricciae is the source of this 1137-nucleotide messenger RNA. The record is from the annotation of a GenBank genome assembly. Lineage: Eukaryota; Metazoa; Rotifera; Eurotatoria; Adinetida; Adinetidae.
AUGUCAUUAAUAGCAGCUUUUUCGAAUGGUACAUUAGCUCAGAUUCAACAGCAAUUAGUCCAUUAUGGUUAUUCGUCAUAUUUGGUUAUUGGUGUGACUGGCUGUAGUCUAAAUAUUUUACUUCUAACUCGUCGGCAAUUCCGAACAUCAUCAUGUUGCACUUACUUUAAAGCAAUGUCUGUCAUCUCACUUAUUCAUCUAGCCGUGGCUCUUGGUUUAUAUUUAUAUACUCUCCAUUUUGAGGAUCCAGUUGGAACAAAUCUUACCGCUUGUAAAUUACGUUUUUAUAUCGUUCAGUCGACGGCUAUGAUGUAUCGUUGGUGCUUAGUCAUCGCCUGCUUUGACCGAUUUGCUCUUUCAUCGACAAACGUACGACUGAGAAGCUUUGCACAGGUGAAAGUCGCACAACGUGUAUUACCGAUCAAUAUUCUAGUUUGGCUAGUACUUACUAUUCAUAUUCCUAUUGUGUAUAGUGUACGAAACAAUAUCUGUAGUAUUUUCUCAAAUAUAUCUGCAUCACUAUACCAAAGUGUUUUCAUUGCUACCGGUGGUUUUAUUAUUCCAGUGUCUGUUAUGACUAUCUGUGCUCUACUAAUUCGUCGAAAUCUCGCAAUCAAGCGACAACGUCGUCAACAAAAUACUAUUCAAGGAGUCGAACUUCAAAAACUGCAAAGCAGACGCGAUCAGCAAGUUUUAAUCAUGCUAUUUGCACAGAUGUUAUUCUAUGGGAGUACCAUUACACCUCUUUCGGUGAUGUCGUUCUACAGUGCACUAACAAUCUAUAAUGCGAAGAACCUCGAUCGUAUUAUUCGAGAACGAUUCUUGUCGUUUCUUUCAGAAAUGAUCAAUUUUCUUUUUCCGGUUUGUUCAUUUUAUUUGUACACCAUAUCGUCACAGAUUUUCCGUACGGAAUUGAAACUGAUGUUCCAUUCUCUAUUGAGAUGUCAAUGGAACAAUACAAACACACGUAUAGCACCGUCGGGAAACGAAUUGAGAAAUCGAACAGUACCAGAACCCAUAGGUUCAAUAACACAGGGAGCACGGGCGAAAAAACCUGGCAUGAAGAAAGUGAAAAGCAUUACUGACACCACUCAACAGAAACAACAACAACAACAACAACAAGAGCAUUUAAUGUAG